CACGUCACUUCGCGAGUCGCACACUGCAGACUAUUUCAAUACGUGGUUUCGUUUACUGGUGGUUGUUUAGCGUGGACUUUGAACAAGGAGGUGCUCUUGACAGUUCUUUCUCUUCCAUUUCUCUUCCACCUUCUUCCUACCCCGAGAUCGAAGUAUCACAACCUAGGACUGAGGACUACGGAUUAAUCUCUUAUCAGAUUUUGAUCACUGAACUUCAAGGAAGAUAGGCAGCAAAUACUUUUUAAUUGAGUACCUUUUUGAGUGAGAAACCCCAGCUACUUCAACUUGAGGAGGACUCACUUCAACCAACAUGGCAGCGUUUGUGGCGAAACAGAUGGUGGGGAACAAGCUAAACGCAGUUAAAGAAGGGGCGGUAGGAGGAGAUGGAGAUAACGAAGAUGAUAAGGAGAAGGAGGAGGAGGCAGAGAGGGAGAGACAGGAGGCCAUCAGGGAGGCAGAGGAGCGCCGAAAAGAAAAACACAGGAAAAUGGAGGAAGAGAGGGAAAAGAUGAGACAGGAGAUAAGAGAUAAGUACAAUAUUAAGAAGAAAGAAGAAAUUCAAGAACAGCCGCCAGAAGAACCUGAAAACCCUCUGAUGCGGAAGAAGAAAACACCCGAAGAGUUAGCGCGAGAAGCGGAAGAAGCAGACCAAGACGAGUUCACUAAGCUGAAAAACACAAUAGAAACGCAAGUGAACGAGUUGAAGUCACAAAUAGAGAGCAAGUGCAGCCUGCAGUGAGUGGACCGGACCAAUGGCAAUGUGGCAUCGUCCUACAUAUCUCGUAGAGUGGACUAAUGUGAAGCUAAUGUCCCAUAUUGAUGUAGUAGCGAUAACAUUGAGCUAACAAGAGACUAGUGGCAUGCUCGAGUGCUAGACAGACCAUUGUUGAACUUUUACAACAGACCGUAUGUUUCUUUUUACAGUUCUCAUUGCAGUUAGUUGCUUUGCCAUGCGUUAGCCAUCUAGAUCGCGCUGGGGUUAGGUAAACGCUUUUGCAACGUUUUGUUGACCAUCCCAGAAUUGGCUGUUUGUUUCUAACUAAAUAGAAUAUAGUGUUACUUACUAGUUUUUAGUCCAUACAUGUCAUUUCGUGUUUUCUUCUGUUUAGGCCCAGGUAUUUAGACUUAUUUAGCAAUUUUAGUAAAACCUUCCGUCUGUUUUAAGUAGUUUAUUUUUUAUUGUAUCUAUAUAAUAAGAUGGCUAAGACACUUUCUAUUAAUUCCUAAAAGGAAACCAAAUUGUUAUUUAAAUAUAAAUAAGCUUUAUUAACUUAAGUGUGUAAGGGCUUACCUUUCAAUUGCUGCAAUUUCCGAACAAUACAUAAAAUUGUGUGGCCGAAUUAUUAACACUUUUGUAAAAAUAUUUAAAAAAUAGUUUCGGUUAAGCGUAACACGUUAUAAAAUUCUAUUCUAGCGAAAAAUUAUUCAGAAUUAAUGAGAUGUUAUUUGUAUAUUAACACACCACACACCAAAUCAGGUAAAUAAACUAAUAAUGCAUAUAAUAUCCGCAUUUUAACACUUUUUACUCGUGAUUCCGUUUAUAGGACUAAACUAGUAAGUAACCAUAACCUUGUAUGACUGUAAAAUUUAAAUAAAACACAUUUUUUUACCUCUUCCAAAGAAAGCCUUAUUUUCUACGACUCUAGAGAAACUAAGUACUUGUAUAAUUGUUAUACUUAACAUAGUUACGGUUAAAUAGUGAUAGUGAAUUCACACAACGAUCACAUUAAAUUCUCAACACUUUUUCUGGAAGGGUUUGAAGAAGGCAUCCGGUUUUAUUUAGCCUCUAACAAAACGGCAUUUAGCUCAAUUGUACAACUUUUCAGUGGUUGUUACGCCGAAAUUUGUAUAAAAGUGUAUGAAAACAAAACGUUAUUGUGAUGACUGUUUGUAAACUAAAAGUCAAAAUCCAAUUUUUGAAUGAAUGUUAAAGAUUAUGUGUGUUUAUAUACAUGGUUAGGGAGACAAUACCAGUCCUUGUUGUUUCCAUUUAUUUGAUGUUUCAAUUUGAAUUUUCUGGAAUUGUACAAAAAUACUUAUUAGAUUAUUGAUUUUUAUAGUAAAUGGAGUGACUCGUUAUUUGAUGUAAGCAACUGUUAGAACCUUGACCAUUGUUAAGCGUAAAACAAUGUAAAUAUCACACUACAAGUCCUUUAACUUAAUGCCAUGCCAUCAUAAACUGCCUGAAUUUAAAUGUAUAUACUGACAAUUUUAUAAUAAAAUAUAUACUCUUUGACCAUUUAGAAUACAACAUAGUCUUCACGUAUAAAAGACGCAGACCCAUUAUUAAUAACAGCUUAGUGAAAAAAACUAUAUUGGAUUACAUUCUUCAGUUGAAUUUUCAAAUUAAAUGAUAUACGUACAAAACCUUAAAGUCAAUGGAUUGGCAUUAAGUUAUUCAAACUUAAACUUGUAAAGUUCUGUUCAGGGAUGUAGAAACGGACCUUUUGUAACAUAGUUGAUGUCAGCUUCAAUUUAAUAUCCGUUUUAUUGUCUCUCUUUUCUAUGUUUAUAGUUGUUGCUACCUAGCCUCAUGAUACGUUAUUUCAUUGACGAAAUAAUAUUGAGGUUCAAUGUCAAAAAGAUUGUGAUACCAAUUUUUAAUUAAUACAAGAGAUGUAACUCAUUGUUAAGAUGUUAAAUGUGUCAAUGUCGCUUAGCUCGCUUCGCUUGCUGUUCUUUGUUUCUUCCACUAAAUCUCCCUUCUGCAGACAGAGGUUCCCCUUUCUGCAUUUUAAACCCAAUUUCUAGAAGGCAUUAUUUAAGCUGUUAACCUGAAAUAUAUGUGAUACUUCUUAAUUAAGAUGAACUAUGAUUACAUUUUCAAAACUGUCGACAUCUCUUGUCCUAUGAAACGUUCUUCUUUAAACGCCUGCACUAAGGUAAAUCAUUGUACGCUUCCUCUCAGCAAAGACCUUCCGUAAAGCAUACUCAUGGGUUUACCUUGCUUUUCGGGGAACCCUCUUUCUGCAUUACGAGGUCUCCUCUCUCUCUUUGCAUGGUCUCUUGAUUACCCUCAAUGUUCAUAUCCAAACGACUUUAUGGUGGUCUUAAAUUUUUACAAGACAGAACACACUUGCUUUCAUUAAAGUUUAGGCAGAGGCUUGUUUAUAAAUUAGUUUUAUGUUUAUUGAAAUAUUUAAGGUUUUAUAGUGUAUUUCUUCGUAUUACUAGUUAAAGUAUAUUUUGUAAAUUGUAUCAGAAAGUAGUUGUAAUUUAUGUUGAUUCAUGAAUAUUUUCGUUUAUAUUCUUACCGGAAGGCUAUGUACCAAGACUUAACACCAACUGUCCCUAUAUAUGGUGGUCGCUUGGCGUCUAUAUUUACAGAUACUCUAGCAUGUUGGUGUAUUUGGUUUUUCUGCACUAGACAUUUUCAUUUAGGACGUUGAUUAGUUUUUGGGCUGAAGUUAGACUAGUGAGGUGGUUAUUACUGAUUUAGUUUUAACUACACUGUUGUUUUGUAAGCAGUUAUUAUGAUCAAACGGUGCUUUCUUAAAGAAUGGGAAUGAAACAAGUUUAAAUUACAGAAGUGUUCAAAGAUCAUUCAACAGGAUGCUUCUAAAUAAUUAGAUUUGAGAUCCUACAUUUAAAAUAAUUUAUAUUAUAUUUAGAAUUUAAUAAUAAUAGAAAACUUUGAUUUCAAUUUGACAAAUAUUUUACCAGAUGACCAUUUGAAAAAUUACCAAACCUUUUACAAUAGCUUAGAUCAAUGGAACAUUUUAUGAGAAGCAUUGUAAUCUGUGAGUGUGGGUAAUAAUAAAGAAUGCAUCUGUCCUUGAUACGUGACAUUAAGUCAAUUACUUAUACAUUAUUAUUGAUAGAGAAAUAUUAAUUAUUAUAAUUAUUUAACAUUAUGUACUUCAAUAUGAUAUUAUAUAUUACGAUAAUGUUUGCAUUCGUGUGGUUUAGAUAUUUAAUUUAAUUGGAAGCCACAUCCAGUUAUAGGCUCCAUAGAUUAGGUUGUGUCUAUAUCGUUGAAAUACUGUAAUUGAAAUAUGCUUUAAAUUUAGUUCCGAUGUUUGUUUAUUGUGUUGGGCUUUUCCGUUUUUAAAUUACUUGCUUGCGUGGGGAAAUAUAUUACGUUGUUAAUGUUAAAGUUUGUUGCUACAUAAAUAAAGCAACUGCAGUAUAACAAUGUUCAGAUUAGUUUCGCCAGUUUGGUUAUUAAAAGUUCAACACGAUAAAGAAACAUGAUCAGUUGUAAUGAGGCGUGAAAGGGACGAAGAAGUGGCGGUAUUUUGUUAUGUAUGCUCUUAUACUGAAUGCUUGUUCUCACGUAAUGUAAGUGAAGCAUAGUUUUCUAUAUCUUGCCAUCCUAACUUGAUGUUGUGUCGGUGUUGUGCGCCCGUCGUUGUUCUCCUAUAGUCUCUCUCAUAGACGCUUAGCUACUCUACUAUCUAACCUCACAAUAUCUCUAUCAGUAUACUUUAUCUUAUCUUAACUUCAAUACUGCAAACUGAUGUAUAUUUUAGGAAACCCAAUUACAAAUAAGAUUUGAUUCAGAGAAGAUUUGGUUGGUGAUUUGUUGUACUACACGAAAAAAGAAACCUUAAUUAUUAUGGUUGGUUCUUUUUGUAAAUUUGGUGAAUUUAUAACAAAAUUGUUCUUUUUUGCUUAAUUUUACUCAUUAGUCCAUGUUAUGGUUUAUAUAUUUUAAGAAUAGAUCGAUGAUGGUGGGAAGUCAUUCUUAACUUUUCACUUAUAUCCUAAGAAACAUUUUCAAUAGCUGUAUAUAGACUAUAAUUACGCAUUGGCUACAAUAUACGUAUUACAUGACUUAUUAAGUGAAGAUUAAACAUAAAAUGUUGUGGUAUAUCACAUAGUGGUGAACUUUAUACUUCUUAGUUUUGUAAUAUAUAAUGCUUGAUACGUCCCUUAACUAAUUAUUUAUAGCCUCAUACACGGAAGACUUCCCAACAUCAUCAACAUCAAGCGUUUCAUCUCCCGUUGUAUAGUGUACAUAUAGAGUUGAAGUUUGAAAUGAAUAGAAAAUAUUUCCAAAGUAGUUUAAGUAGAUAUACAUUGAUUACAUUUUUCUUGAAGUGGAGUUAGGAGCUCAUUCUGUAUAGCAACUGUUACCCUAGAAGAUAUAUUCGUCAAUUGUUACUUUAGAAUAAUCGAGUUGUUGAGUUUUGAUGAAAAGAGUUGACCUGUAAAAGAUUGUUAAUCUGUGAAAAUCCUUUUAUUGGUUAUUUUAUACUUAAGAUGGCUUGUGUGAUCUUUGUAUAAGUCCAAAAUACUGCCAGAUGAAUCUAGCAAUGUAGUUUCGUAUCCGAGUUUAUUUGUGUUUACAUCUUAUUUAGUUAGACCUCGUAUUAAGUUGCUGUAGCACAUCCGAAUAUAGUUCAUGAAGUACAUUUAUUCCAUUUGAGAUAAAUCAAUCAUCCUUUUGUGACGCUUGUAAAGGUGGCAUCAUUAAGCAAUUCAAACCUCCUACUAAACAAUUUACUAGUAUACAAUUGUAACACAGUGUUUAGUAAAUACACACGCAAAACACGCAUGCACUGUUCCACUUUUAUUACUUCACUGUACCCCUCUGUAAAUUUUUAAAAAGCAAUAAGACUUCGGGACGUUUUAGUGAUAUCAAUCAUUUUAGAAUGAAGAGAUUUCAAAGGGUCACCGAUUGAGUAACAAUCAAUACGUGUUCUUAUUGGUCCAAAUAACUCAAUAAUGGCGAUGAUUAUUUUUUGGUAAUAUUUGAUAUGAGAGGUAGAUCGAGCAAGGGCGAGAAUUCUAAACUACACAUUGUCAUCAUUUUGUUGUGUUAGAGGUAUUUAGUACUUGGAGUUGUACAUUUAUUUAUAGGAGCCUGUUGGUAAAUACAAAGUUGUUGUUAACGUAA
Messenger RNA from Homalodisca vitripennis (glassy-winged sharpshooter), 5842 nucleotides. It is a transcript of the gene cpx, whose product is annotated as complexin. The transcript has 9 exons. Gene Ontology annotation, molecular function: syntaxin binding. NCBI's taxonomy places the organism in Eukaryota, Metazoa, Arthropoda, Insecta, Hemiptera, Cicadellidae. The coding region runs from base 311 to 739 and encodes 142 amino acids. The record is from RefSeq and is a predicted model, not a curated record. Gene Ontology annotation, cellular component: SNARE complex; terminal bouton. Gene Ontology annotation, biological process: neurotransmitter transport; regulation of neurotransmitter secretion; synaptic vesicle exocytosis.